This is a messenger RNA of Pungitius pungitius (ninespine stickleback), 1278 nucleotides long. RefSeq names its product transmembrane protein 107. The record is from RefSeq and is a predicted model, not a curated record. Gene Ontology annotation, biological process: protein localization to ciliary transition zone; non-motile cilium assembly. Gene Ontology annotation, cellular component: MKS complex. The transcript is spliced from 5 exons. Bases 195 to 617 code for a protein of 140 amino acids. Lineage: Eukaryota; Metazoa; Chordata; Actinopteri; Perciformes; Gasterosteidae.
CAAUGCACCCUGUCGGUUGUUGUAGCAACCGUCUUUGGGCGCGAUAGAGCGAAUGUGGUAUCUCUCAGACGUGCUUUGGAAGUAACAGUAGCUAACUUAAAUAGUUAUUACGAUAGGUUUUCUAUUUUCAAUUAGUUAAAAUAACGUCGCAUGAAUUCAUAACAGUCGUCUGUUUGUGUUCAUAGUGGCUCAGUAUGUCGGCUGUCAGCAGCCUCGUCCCUGCGCGGUUCCUGACCAUUAUUGCUCACCUUGUCAUCGUUAUCACAAUCUUUUGGUCGAGGGACCACAACGUGAAGGCUUGCUUGCCUUUGGAUUUCACGCAAGAACAGUAUGACAAUGAAGACCGGAAGUUCGUGGUGGCGUUGGCAGUGACCCUCGGCCUGUUUGCCAUAGAGCUGGGUGGGUUCUUCUCAGGAGUGUCCAUGUUCAACUGCAGCCAAGGUCUCCUGUCACUGGCUGUCCACUGCGGCGCGUCCGUAUCCUUGUCUUUCUUUGUGUUUGAGGAGUGGGAAUGCUGGACAUAUUGGGUUAUAUUUGCCAUCUGCAGCGUGCUUCCUGCUUUUGUGGAGAUCCUUCUGUUUAUUGCGGUUUUUGGACUAAAGAAGAAGCCUUUGUGAAAGUGAUGUGAAAUGCAAAGGUUUAGUGUGGAGGUGAACAGAUGUCUCCAAAUUUCAAUAGAUAACUUAUAUUAUUAUAACCUCAAAUACAUGUUGUAAAAAAUAUUUCCUAAACUGCUGUGUGUUGUCUUUUCUUUUCUUUAGUUUAUUUUUGCUUUUCUGUCUUACAGUGCUUACCCUGUACCAAUACUGCUUAACCAGGAUGAGUAGACCCUUAACACAAUUUUUUUUAAUUUAAUUAUCUAUUUUUUAAAUAAUUAUAAUAAUAACAGAAAUGUAAAGUAAAGUAAGUAUUAAAAAGUUGUUACAUUAGAACCAACAAUUAAUUAACUAUUUUGAACAAAAGCAAAAAAGGAAAACCUUUAACAAAGACAAUAUUGGUACUUGACUCAUUUACGGUAGACACAAUUAUUUCUGCACAAUAGAAUUGUUUCAUAUUUAGUUCAUAUUUGUCAUAAAAUAAGUAUUUCAUUUUGGAAUUUCCAUUUGUGUAGACUUACUAAAAAUGGAUGUAUGUUGAACUAAAAUGAGAGCUACAUUCAACCAGAUACGCAGUGUUGCCAAAAUCAUUUGUCCGGGGAAGUUGCUAGAGGCAGGUCGGUUUGUCAUAAAAGUUGCUAGAUGACGUUGUGACGUCAUUGCGUGAUUACCGCAGUACGUG